AUGGAAGAUGACGAAUUAUUUCCAAAAAAUAAAAUAUUUGAUGUUCCGCAGGCUAUAGCAAAUUUUGAAAUUAAAUUAUUUGUUGAGUUAAAUGAAAUUUCAACACCAUUAUGGUGGUCACGUCUAAUCAUCUCUUGUAGAGGUUACCUGACAAAUUAUAUUGAAAUGGAUGAAGAAAAACUUUUUUUAACUGAUGAUGCUUUUAUAUUACUUCAUAAAGUUUUUGUUGAAAAUAAUUAUAAAUAUACAUCAUUAGACUUUAUCAAAGCAUUAUUAUAUCUUUUUAGAACACCAAAAAUAUCAGAUCAUUUUUAUUAUACAUUACAAAAUGAUUUUGAAGAUAAUAUAGUAAUUGAUAAUAAAAAUAAUGUUAAAUCUUCUUUAGAAAUUUAUGACGUUAGAAAUAAUGACGGAAUAGUACAACCAUGUGAAGUUAUAUUUGGUAAGAAUGAUGCUAUAAGUAUAAAAAUGGCUGAAAUUCAAAAAGAUGGAUAUUUAAUGUUUAUGAAAAUUUUAAGUAUACUUAUUUUAAGAUUUAAAGAAGAAAUGGAACAUGGUAAAAAGAAAGGUAUACGUUUUGAUAUUGAUAAUGAAUGGCAACCAGAUGACAGAGUCGUUCUAUUUCAACAAUUUUAUUCAGGUAAUAGAACAUGGAUUUUGACUGAUUUUGAUAGGCAUGUCAUGAAUUAUUGGAGACCAAAAGGUGCAAAUGUUAUUUUUGGUGAUGCUUAUAUUGAUAAAAAGAAAAGAAGUGGAUUUAUGUUAUGUGAUUAUUGUGGAAUGCUUGAACAAUCAGUAAAUCAAUUUCCUACUUUUAGGGACAUGAAGUUUUGUUCUGAACAAUGUUUAAAUAUGUUAUUGGAUGAAAAAAAAAUAUCUAUUUAG
This is a messenger RNA of Strongyloides ratti, 885 nucleotides long. RefSeq lists its product as hypothetical. The record is from RefSeq and is a predicted model, not a curated record. Lineage: Eukaryota; Metazoa; Nematoda; Chromadorea; Rhabditida; Strongyloididae. The coding region runs from base 1 to 885 and encodes 294 amino acids. The transcript has 2 exons.